This is a messenger RNA of Triplophysa rosa, 2235 nucleotides long. It is a transcript of the gene bub1ba, whose product is annotated as BUB1 mitotic checkpoint serine/threonine kinase Ba. Gene Ontology annotation, molecular function: protein kinase activity. Lineage: Eukaryota; Metazoa; Chordata; Actinopteri; Cypriniformes; Nemacheilidae. Gene Ontology annotation, biological process: mitotic spindle assembly checkpoint signaling; meiotic sister chromatid cohesion, centromeric. The record is from RefSeq and is a predicted model, not a curated record. The transcript has 16 exons. Bases 100 to 2124 code for a protein of 674 amino acids.
UCGCGCGGCCCUAGCGGACAACGACAUUCCCGUCACUCGGCAUUUCAUUUGUUUUUUCACUCUAGUCUGUAUGUUUCUUCAAUACGUAACGUUAUAUACAUGAAUGUAACGCGUGUACUUUAUAUUUGUAGAUCAUAUCGCGCAGGACUCAUGGCUUUAGGGGAUGAAAGAGCAAAAUGUGAGUUAUCACUCAAUAACAGCAGCCUGUUUCCUCAGAAGAAGGUGGAGGAGGAUCUGUCAGCUCCUCAGUGCAGUAACCCGGUGGAGAGUUUGGGCUCGUCUCACAGAGGUCACGAGGAUGAAGCUGUGCCCCAGCAUCUUCACAUCAUGUACUGUAAAGAUCUGGUGUAUCAGGAGGAUCAGGAGUUUUCGUUGGAGGAGCUCAGAGCUCAGCGCUACUACAAAGCUUUGAGCGAGAAAGCUUCACACCUGAGCAAACUGAAACAGGACCUACAGCUUCAGAUCCAGCAGAAACUUCUACAGCAGAAAAACGGCGGCGCUUCACAGCAGAUUGUUGGUGAAGAGACGGUUUCUGACGGCACGUGUGAGUCGACCUCCACUGGGGUUCAGUCUGCUCCGGUUGCAGUGCACAGCAAAGCAGAAGCCGGCUGUAAGAGUGACAGUGGAAGUUCAAUGGGUCGUGAAAACACGACUGACGGUGGAAACGACUCCAAACUACAGAAGAUGACGACAUUGAAGCCCUUCACAGUUUUUGAGGAGGAUCCUCAGUCGAGCAAGAAACCUGCUUCAUCCAACCACAGGUCUCUAAAGUUGCCCACCCUGAAUCCGAAAGCUCCCAGACCAAGAGCAGAGCUCUCUGCUGACAGAGUAAGACCAGCGUUUGAUCGAUCUGAUUCUGUUUGCAAAUGCUUCACCGCGGUUUGCCCGUCUGGUGUUUGGCAGGACGCGUCCAUCGCUCACUCUGAGGAGCCCAUCCUAAACGGACACUGGAACAAGACUCUGUGCCGCAGUCCAAACGACACGCGUGACUUCGCUCAUGCGACUCCGCUCGCAUCCACACCGUUCACGGGAGCGGAGAGACAGAAACUGACGGAGGAUCUGAACACCGCUGCUCCUGAAGCCUCUCAGACGCAGAACACUGAGACCAGAAUACUCAGCCAUAUUCAGGAGAUCAGUCAUGAUUGGAGAGGAACUUCAUUGGUCGCUGUAACUCAUGAGAGUGUGAAACCCUCCGAGCCCGCUGACAUCAUCCAGGAGGAGGAGAUGCCCGAAACCCUUCCUACACCAGACGUCUGCAGUGAGGUCGUGAGAUCCAGACUGCUUGAACAAGUCGACAUGGCGUCAUUUUCCAAUUUCCACCGUCAAACAGGAGCUCUGCCUCCGGCCAGCGGACAUGAUGACCUUCUCCUCGAUGGAGAAGUGUUGCUUUACUGCAGUAAAGUGAAGGAUUACACGCUCUACUCAUCCAGCACUGGAACUGUUCUGAUGAAGGUGGAGUCGUCUUCAGUGCCGUGGGAUUUCUUCAUCAGCUCAAAGAUCAGAUCUUCACUCUCCACACAUCAUGAUGAUGAUGAUGAUGAUGAUGAUGAUGAUGAUGUGCACGUCUCCUGCUAUCUUUAUGAUAACGGAUGCUUGACUCUCUGGAGAGUUCCUCAUGGAGUCACCGUUGAGGAUCUGUUAGCUGAGCCGGUUGCGAGGGCAGAUCUUCCUCAUCUGGUGAUUAGAUUGCUGGACAUGGUGAAGCGGCUUCAUUCCUGUCAGAUAGUUCAUGGAGGUUUGAAGCCGGAAACACUGUACUUUUACCACAGUGCCAUGACGGCUCUGGAUUUCUCAGCGUCGGUGGAUCUUCAGAUGCAGACUGAUGUGAGAACGGCGCAGGUUUUAUCUUCCUCACAGGAUUAUAUCACACAAGGUCUCCUGACACCCUCUGCAUCUCCGUAUCAGGUGGAUCUGAUGGGUGUUGCAGAAAUCACGCACAUGUUAGUGUUGAAUCGACCGCUGAAGGUGUCGCGGGGAAACCAGGGCUGGAGUUUGGAUGAACAUCACAGCAGUUCUGUAGAUCCUGUCUGGAAGGACUUUUUCCAGAUGAUUCUGAAUGCAGGAGAGCUGUCGACAGAACUCGUCUUAUCCAGUUUAAUCAAUAACCUGAAGGAGAGUUUAUAAAGGACAUUAUUCCCUUCACAAUACUCCAUCAAACCAAACUACACUUUCAGUCCAAACGUGUUUUGUGUGUCUCUUUGAUAUGUUGUUUAUACUCGUUAAUAAACUAUUUUG